Messenger RNA from Lucilia cuprina (Australian sheep blowfly), 649 nucleotides. RefSeq names its product dynein light chain roadblock-type 2 (gene robl). The transcript has 4 exons. The record is from RefSeq and is a predicted model, not a curated record. Gene Ontology annotation, cellular component: cytoplasmic dynein complex; centrosome; cytoplasm. Lineage: Eukaryota; Metazoa; Arthropoda; Insecta; Diptera; Calliphoridae. Bases 224 to 517 code for a protein of 97 amino acids. Gene Ontology annotation, molecular function: dynein intermediate chain binding. Gene Ontology annotation, biological process: microtubule-based movement.
GUUUUAAAUAUAAUACGUAAACAAUUGCCACCUUGAUAUGUAAACCUGCCGAAUCACCUUUUGUGAGUUUGCCUUGGUCGAUGACGACAGACAGCCAAAUAGAUUCACAAAAAGAAACUGUGUCGAGAAAUUAAAACAAAAUUUAUAUUUUCACACUAUUAUAACAAUUUUAAAGGGUUUUUAAAUAACUUAAUAGUAAUAUUUAAAUCAAUAUACAACUAUAAUGUCUCAAGAAGUUGAAGAAAUUCUCAAACGUAUACAGUCACAUAAAGGUGUUGUCGGUACUAUAGUAGUCAACAACGAAGGCAUUCCAGUUAAAUCUACUCUUGAUAAUACCACUACAGUGCAGUAUUCCGGUUUGAUGAGUCAAUUGGCCGAUAAGGCUCGUAGUGUUGUGCGUGAUCUAGAUCCAUCCAACGAUUUAACAUUCUUAAGAGUUCGUUCUAAAAAGCAUGAAAUAAUGGUUGCUCCUGAUAAGGACUUUAUUUUAAUCGUCAUUCAAAAUCCAACUGACUAAGCUGCUUAUUUAGUCAUUUUAUUAUGUUUAAUUAAUAAUACAUUUUAAUUUGCAAAACUGAAAAUUCCUCUAAACUAUUAAAAACAUUUUCCCUUAAAUUUUAUUAAAAUAUUUAUAUUAUUAUAAAAUGAA